Fraxinus pennsylvanica is the source of this 447-nucleotide messenger RNA. The record is from the annotation of a GenBank genome assembly. Lineage: Eukaryota; Viridiplantae; Streptophyta; Magnoliopsida; Lamiales; Oleaceae.
AUGCUUUGUUUCAAGCGAGAGCAAAUUAUAGCUUGUGGGAUAGCGUAUUCUGAUAAAUUUCUCCCAGAUGCUUUAAAUUCGCCAUCUAUGGAUAUAACAUCCUGUGUAUCUGUUCUUACUGAAGCCAAAAGGUUGGGCAUUCUUAGUGACUCUACCCAUAGGAGUAUUGUUUCUUUGCAGAAAGAAGAAAGUGAGAAUUUUAAGUCUAAACCUGAUAUCACUGAAUGUGAGACGAAAGAUGAUGUACAACAUGCAGGUGCUCCUCCCAGCAAAUCAAUUUAUCCUGGACAAUUGCUGCAAGAAGAGCCAUGCCCCGUCCUGGUCAAUCCUCAAGGAGUUCUACUAAAUAUUCCUGGCAUUGACUUCACACAUUGCCCAUGCUUGAUGGUAUCUGCUGUAUUCAAGCCGAGUAUAUCUCUUGGUGGAGGUCAUAGCUCAUAUUUAUAG